Molecule: messenger RNA, 3183 nt
Organism: Elgaria multicarinata webbii
Lineage: Eukaryota; Metazoa; Chordata; Lepidosauria; Squamata; Anguidae
Gene: ELFN2
Product: extracellular leucine rich repeat and fibronectin type III domain containing 2
Exons: 1
Coding region: 1-2415 (804 amino acids)
Cellular component (GO): plasma membrane
Molecular function (GO): protein binding
Source: RefSeq, a predicted model, not a curated record
AUGCUCCGUCUGGGAUUCUGGGUGGCUACCCUGCUCUGUGUUUUUGUCCCUGACGUUGUCCGCAGUGACUGCUGGUUGAUUGAAGGAGACAAAGGUUACGUGUGGCUGGCCAUCUGCAGCCAGAACCAGCCUCCGUACGAGACCAUCCCCCAGCACAUCAACAGCACGGUGCACGACCUGCGGCUGAAUGAGAACAAGCUCAAGGUGGUGCUCUACUCCUCACUCAACCGCUUUGGGAACUUGACUGACCUCAACCUCACCAAAAACGAGAUCUCUUACAUUGAGGAUGGCGCCUUCAUGGGACAGUCCAACCUGCAGGUGCUGCAGCUGGGCUACAACAAGCUUACCAACCUGACAGAGGGCAUGCUGCGUGGCAUGGGCCGCCUCCAGUUCCUCUUUGUGCAGCACAACCUGAUCGAGGUGGUCACCCCCAACGCCUUUGGCGAAUGUCUCAGCCUCAUCAGCAUCGACCUGUCCUCCAAUCGCCUGAGCCGACUCGAGGGGAGCACCUUCACCGGCCUGAGCAACCUGAUGGUGUGCGAACUUGCCGGGAACCCUUUCAACUGUGACUGCAACCUCUAUGGCUUCCUCGUGUGGCUGGUGGCCUUCAACAAUGUCACGAAAAACUACGACCGCCUGCAGUGCGAGACCCCCCGUGAGUUUGCCGGCUACCCACUUCUCAUGCCUCGGCCGCACCACAGCCGCAACGCCAUCACCAUUUUCAAGUCCAUGUGUGGGGAUGGCACUUUCCCACCCAUUUCCAGGAUCAAACCUACACAGUUGAUCACAGAUCCUCAGAGGGACCCAGAUGACAAUGCUGAGAACUCGGGCAUUAGCCCAGGGGACUUCCUCUCAGUCGAACCUCCUGCGUCUUCCACCACAGAUUCCUCCUUCAACCCCAGUAUCAAGCUCCAGCAGGUGACGAUCACCUCAGCUGCCUUGGUGGUGACAAUUCCAUCACCCUUCAGCAAGAUGUAUGUGCUGGUUCAGUACAAUAACAGCUACAUCUCUGAUGUAAUGACUCUGAAGAAGAAGAAGGAAGUUGUCACUCUCACUCACCUGAAGGCUCACACUGAUUAUACCUUCUGUGUGGCUUCUAUACGCAACUCCAAACGCUAUAACCACACCUGCCUCUCUUUUGCCACCAGGAGCAAAGGGACCAAGGAAGUGAUUCCCAACACCUCCACUACUACCCACUACAUCAUGACCAUCUUAGGCUGCCUUUUUGGGAUGGUUAUUAUCCUUGGCAUCAUCUACUAUUGCCUGAGGAAGCGUAGGAUGCAAGAGGAGAAGCAAAAGUCCCUCAAUGUCAAGAAAACAAUUUUGGAAAUGCGUUAUGGCUCAGAUAUUGAUACCAGUUCAAUUGUACAUCCGUCUCAGAAGUUGGGAGAGCCCCCAGUCAUCCCUGUCUCACGGAUGUCCUCUCUUCCAUCCAUGAUUGGAGAGAAAAUGCCUUCGUCCAAAUCUAUGGAAGCUGGCAUGGAGACUCCCAAGGUCACUACCAAGGGCAAUUACAUUGAGGUUCGGACAGGUGGUGGGGAUGGGAUGGACAGGUCACAGCGGGAUGAUGACCUCCAUGAACUGGACAAUGGCCAAGGUUCAGCCGCUGAAAUCUCGACCAUUGCCAAGGAAGUGGACAAGGUAAACCAGAUAAUCAACAACUGCAUUGAUGCCCUCAAACUGGACACAGCCUCUUUCUUGGGGGGAGGGGGUGGUGUUGAUUCUGACAUGGGUUAUGAAUGCCAGUCCAUACCAGCCAGUUCCACUGGUGGGAUGGAGCGGCCAAGUUUCCUUUCACCACCUUACAAGGAGAGCUCCCACCAUCCACUGCAGCGCCAGCUCAGUGCAGAUGCUGCUGUGACCAGGAAAACCUGCAGUGUCUCCUCUAGUGGCUCUAUCAAGAGUGCCAAGGUCUUCAGCCUUGAUGUACCUGACCACCCACCAUUGAGUAAGGCAGACUCAAAGUAUAUUGAGAAAGGAAGCCCACUCAACAGCCCUUUGGAUCGUCUUCCCCUUGUGUCCCCAGGUGCCAUCCACCACCUGGAGGUGAAACCUUCCUAUCACUGCAGUGAACACCGGCAUUCUUUCCCAGCUCUCUACUAUGAGGAGAGUGGUGACACCUUAAGCCAGCGGGUGUCCUUCCUUAAGCCGCUCUCCCGUUCCAAGCGGGACUCCACAUAUUCUCAGCUCUCACCAAGACAUUACUUCUCAGGCUAUUCCUCUAGCCCAGAGUACUCCUCAGAGAGCACCCAUAAGAUCUGGGAGCGUUUCCGGCCUUACAAGAAGCACCACCGGGAGGAGGUUUACAUGGCGGCUGGCCAUGCUCUGCGGAAGAAAGUCCAGUUCGCCAAGGAUGAAGAUCUGCACGAUAUCUUGGAUUACUGGAAAGGUGUCUCUGCUCAACAGAAGUUGUGACUCUCUCAUUAAAAGGAAGAAAAACCAACCACACACACAAAAAUCAAAAAAAUAUACCCACCUGACUGUGAAAAAAAAAAAAAACCUGACAAAAAGAAACUGAAAACCAUUUCUUAAAGUUUACAAAAAAAGAACAGGAAAAAAAACCCAAGUGAAAUGAAUUGUCUCUACUAUGUUACAGGGACCAUAGUUAUUCCUUCAGAUGGUGGGGAGGAGACACUUGCUUUUAUACUGUGUUGAACUGAGGGAGAUGACUGUUAGGGGAGAUACUGGGCUUGUACGUAGCAUAGGUGGGAGGAAAAGGAUGCCAUUGAGGCAUAGAUUAAGACACUAACCAUCACUUUUCUCUUCCUUUUAUUUUGUCCCAGAAAAGGGUAGGGUUUUGCUCAUUCCCCUGACAAAAGUGAGGGGGCAGUGAUUCCGCUUUCUUACCUUUCUCUUUCCUGUGCUUAAAAGGGUCCUCUAAAAGUCAUCCUUGGGCAUGAGAGUCAGUUUCCCAGGAGUGGUUCACACAUAGCUGGGCGUAAGAUUUAAAUGACCCAACCAUGUGAUCAAUUGUGUGGGUGCCAAGUAUGGAGUUAGCUCCGUGCUGUGGGCACAGUUGUGAAAUCUGCGGUAAAGUCCCAAUGGGCCCAUGGUUGAGGCCACUCAAAUGUUAUCUCAGAUACACUGGAGCCAGUCGCAAAACAAAGGGUUGGAUCGAGGCUUAAGACACUCUCAGAACUCAAGGUGGCUAAAGUUAGCCAUGUCUAAUUUCAGCCACAUGGA